Molecule: messenger RNA, 345 nt
Organism: Pelobates cultripes (western spadefoot toad)
Lineage: Eukaryota; Metazoa; Chordata; Amphibia; Anura; Pelobatidae
Source: the annotation of a GenBank genome assembly
GGGACCGGAGAUGUGCAAGGCACUUCCACCAAGAGGGUGAUGGACCAGUUACAGUUAAGGGGACUAUUACAAGAUUGACUGAUGGAAAACAUGGCUUUCAUAUACAUGCUUAUGGCAAUAACACCAAUGGCUGUAUUAGUGCUGGCCCACACUUCAACCCAGGAAAUAUAACUUAUAGGGGCCCUGAAGAUGAAGUGAGGCACGUUGGUGAUCUUGGCAAUAUCAGUGUUGCGAAUGGUGAGGCAAAAUUUGAGUUUACGGAUAGUGUGAUUUUUCUUCGUGGCGAGCACAACAUUAUUGUACGUACUGUUGUGGUCCAUGAGAAGGAAGAUGACCUGGGAAAAG